Cataglyphis hispanica is the source of this 10292-nucleotide messenger RNA. RefSeq names its product zinc finger protein ZFP2-like. The coding region runs from base 308 to 1366 and encodes 352 amino acids. Gene Ontology annotation, molecular function: RNA polymerase II cis-regulatory region sequence-specific DNA binding; DNA-binding transcription factor activity. The transcript is spliced from 2 exons. The record is from RefSeq and is a predicted model, not a curated record. Lineage: Eukaryota; Metazoa; Arthropoda; Insecta; Hymenoptera; Formicidae. Gene Ontology annotation, biological process: regulation of transcription by RNA polymerase II.
GCAUAUAGGUGCUCGUCGAGAAAUAUAGUAGCAGCCAUCUUAUAUUUUGUGUCGGAGAAAAACAAUUUGACUGUACAAAUGUUUCGCGAUUGCCCGUGAAGCCGCUCGACGACGAGAGGCGGUGCGCUCGAUGAGGCGUGACAUUUUUCAACCUUAGACCUGGACCACUACAUUAGCAAAGGUGGAUUGGUACGCAGGAUAUGAGCAGUUUGUCAAGCGCAACCUGACUCUGCUCCCCCAUCAGCAAGCAGCACAGCAGCAGGACGAGCAGUCUCAGCAGCUGGUUCAACCACAGCAGACUGACAUAAUGACGUCCAUGUUUGAACAACAAAUCAAGAGUGAACCCAUGGGAUUUUAUUCUGUUGCUUCCAGUCGUUCGGAUGGAUCUAACUCUAUGGUGAAUCUGUCUGAUGAUCGAGAGGAUCUUUCUCAGCAGGAAGGUCAUAUGCAGCCCCAACAACAGACGUUACAGUUGAAUCAGCAGCAAAGUCAGCAACAGAAUCAGCAGCAGAAUCAACAACAGAAUCAGCAGCAGAAUCAGCAGCAGCAAAAUCAGGGCAUGCCGCAGGACUCACCCGGUCGUCAGUCUACGGGUCAACAGACCGUCAAGGAAGCCUCACGAUCGAAGCCGCAACCUUGCAAAGUUUGCGGCAAGGUGCUAUCCUCCGCUUCGUCCUACUAUGUGCAUAUGAAACUUCAUUCGGGGAAUAAGCCCUAUCAUUGUACAGUAUGCGAGGCGAGUUUUUGCCGCAAACCUUAUUUAGAAGUGCACAUGAGGACGCACACGGGCGAACGACCCUUUCAAUGUGAGCUAUGUUUGAAAAGGUUUACUCAAAAGAGCAGUCUCAAUACUCACAAACGGGUGCACACGGGGGAACGGCCGUAUGCAUGCGAUAUUUGCCAGAAACGUUUCGCUGUGAAAAGCUACGUCACGGCGCAUCGUUGGAGCCACGUAGCCGAGAAACCAUUAGUCUGCGACCGAUGUUCCCUCACGUUUACGUCCAAAAGUCAAUUUGCGAUUCACAUCCGUACACACACCGCCAGUACCACAUACGAGUGCAAUAUCUGCGGACGUACCUUUGUACGUGAUAGUUAUCUAAUAAGGCAUCAGAAUCGGGUACAUCGUGAUAUGAAUCAAAGCAGCUCGAAUCACAAUCCGCCGACGCCGCAGAGUAGCGGCGCUGGCACGCCUGGCACCGGUUUCGAGAGUCCGGUCUGUGAUUUGCGCUACAGCGAAGGACCGUCGUCAUUGGAUGGCCUCGCGGGAGCCAAAGGUACAGGCAUAGCCGCGGAGAUCGCUAGUUUAGCCAAGCAGAACAAUCUACAGCUUCCACUACCGUUGCUACAUCCGCAGACCACCAACUAGUGUUUAGAUGGCAGCAGCUUCGUCACCCAGCCCCUGCCGCAACACCAAUCACCACAGCAAGUAGUAUGUCCCACCUCGGCGUCUUCGCCGUUCACACUUAACUCGUCUAUGUCUCACACCGAGCACACGAGCACACCGCAGAGUGUCUACCAAACGACGGGCUCCUCCAACCCCUUGGACAGCCCCAGUUCCCAACUUUAUCCGCACUUGUCGUCCCCUCUAGACCCAACAUCGGAGCCACAGCAUCAUACGCACCAGCUGCAUCGCGGCAUCCCUCCACCAGGUCUUCAUCCCGCGCUCUAUUUGUACGCUCAUUACUCGAAUACGAAUCCCACGAUCUCGUAUUCGGAAUAUGUUCAGCGUAACAAUUGAACGCGAGUUUUCACCUAGCAUCGAUCGACUUCCAACGUACGAUAAUAUCAGUGAAACUGGUGCUAUUUAAUCGCGUCGGUUGAUCAAAGUGCCUACCGAGCAUCCUAUACUUUCGAUUCAUAACGACGGAUGUUCGCUCGUCACUCGAUUUAAGGAUACGCUUUUGGUCAAAGAGGGGUACGACGACACAAUUGAUCAAUUGUGAUUGCUGCUCGAAAAAUGUUUGCUAAUAAUUUGUGCUCAUCUAAUGAAUUUUAUACUCACGAGCAUCUUUUUUAACACGAGAUUAAAUAGCACCCGCUUGAGGUGCGGUUUUCAAUCGCCGGACGAUCAGAUCGUGCCGGUGCAAAAUUUGUAUGUAUAUCGUUCUAAUGAUUCAAUCAUUACACACGAUGCUAGCUGAAAUCGAAGCGUGUAACGUUUCUAUAAGUCUUCACAGUUUCAGCACUUUUGUUUCGUCUGAUUUUAAUCACGUCUCUGCGAGUAUACAUAUACAUAUACAUAUAUACAUGUGUGUAUAUAUAUAUAUUAUGCGUGAACCAUUACACACACGUACACAUAUUUAUAUUAUAUUUUUAAAGGAGUUUAGUCACUUGGAUCUGUGAUAUAGAUAGUAAUUAUUGUCUACAAUGUUUAAACUAUUGGUUUAACACUACUUUCAUGAAUAUCAAAAGGAGGGAAAAGGAAAAGCAAUGUCACGGAACGAAAUUUUAUCUAUUUUGGUUUCUACCGAAGAUGUUUGGUAGACACCCUACUAUUAAUUUUACAACAAUAAUAACAACAACACUAUAUAUAGGCUAAUGCCUGUGUCUCACUGUCACUCUACUAUUAUUCUAAUUAAUUCUACCACCACCACCACCACCACCACGUCUAUCACCACCACCGACAUUUCCCUAAUUACAUAUUACUAUCACUACUAUUAUUACGACUAUUACUAUACUAUCAUCACUAUUACUCUACUGCUACAACCUACUACUAACGAUAAGCUAUUAAACUAUUAUCAUUAGCACUAAGAAAAUACACACACACACACACACACACGCGCUCGUUUAUUUCAUCAAUCACGUAGCGCAUUCGAUCCGUCACAUAGUCGUCAUGGUUUCUCUUUAGCUUGAAACGCGCUACGAAAAUUCCUUAUGUUGCUUUUUUUUUCUCUUUUAGAUCAUAGAACGUUUAUCCCCUCGCAACGUCAUUGGAUACAUUCGUUGUGACGAGAUGCGCGUUUUUGUGAUAAAAAAAUUGUUCUUUGUUAGAGAGUAGAGCAUAUCUCUGAAUCAGUUCUAUAGUUGUACUUACUUUUCACAUACGAAGUGUGUGUACAAAUAUAUUGUAUAUACAUAUACAUAUACGACGUACAGAUGUAUUAUAAAGCGGAAGUAGGGGGAGCGAGUUGUAAAAGAAAAAAAAUGUUUUAAUUACGUAAAAGGCGUAAGGUGUUGAUUCUUCGUGAGAACAUCCUUAGAGCUAUUAGUUUAUUAUUACCUCCUGUUCAUUAACGCCGCAAUCUUCUGUGCAAGCGCGAGGGAACCAUGACAACCGCGCGUAUGGAGCUGGAGAGGAUAGUUAAUUUCAAUAAGUGCACACAUCUUAUACCCGAUUACCACUUUUGAGUAAUCGAUCUAAGAUAGUUGCGACCACGUGUAAAUGCAAUUCAUCCAUUAUUAAUUGCGCGUUAUAGAGCUACGAAGGUACACAGAUCGAACAAGAAAGCUAUAUAUAUUUGCGCUAGCGUGCCUCUCGAACCCCCUUGUAUCGUGGUUCUAUCUUUUUCCUCUCUCUUUCUAUCUCUCUCUUUUUCUCUUUCGGUGAUCUAGUUUUCACAUCGUAAAAUGAUCAAAAUGAUCCUGCGCGCGUAUGCCUGAGGCUUUCGAUUUAAAGAGAAUGCGAAGUCACACCUGGGUAAGACUGAUUUUUAUUGUAAUGAUCUGUGGAAAUCUACGAAAACGUUUUCUUUUUCUUUUCUCUCUUUUUUUUUUCUCUUUAUCUCUUUAUUCUCUUGCUCUGUUUACUCUCUCAUUUCUUUCUAAUUUCAUUGAAAGGAGACGCAUGUAAGCGCGCUGAGGAGGGUGUAGUGUGACAGAAUGUUUCAUUAAGAGCCGCGUCAAACGUAUUUUCUUGGACGACAAAAUGAGUUAAAUAAUUGGAAAAUUAUUGAUUAACUUAACAGACCAUUGUUUUAUUAAUUAACGUAGUUAAUUAACUACGACUGAUCAAAUUAAUUAAAGUAUAAUAAGCCAUUAAGUUAAUUUCGCGUAAGAAAAAGUAAAAUCGUGAAUGCGCAAUUUUUGAUUCACGAUUCAUUGAGUAACGAGAUAUAAUAAGAGAAAGCAAUUGAUCUUUUUGUCGGCUAGUCAUUGGGCAGCUCUACGAGAUAUUAAUUGUACUAUUAAAGCUGUGAUUAAAGCCUCCGUGCAUAUGACCGCGCAGCUCCUAAUGUAGUGAUAUAUAUAUACAUAUAUAUAUAUAUAUAUAUAUUUUGUAGCUUAUUAUAAAUAUGUAAGUAAAAAAUAAAUAGAGAUUAGAUUAGGAUAGGGAUAAAAAUCGCAGUCGAUCGAUUAAUUAUCAACUUCGAUCUCCUUUUUUUUUUAACACAUCUUCGCAGUGUUGGGCAAAAAAGGUAUAUAUUUAGAAUAUAUAUCGUAUGUUAUUUUUUUUUGUUUAGGGAGAAUAAUUACAUACACAUGUGAGGAUUUAAAGAGAAUUUUAUAUGAGCGCGCGCGGAUACCGGCCGCAAAGGUUUACAUUUAGUAAAUUUUUAUAAAUCGUCAUACUGUUUGAAAUAGAGAUCUUGCUUUCAGGCGGCUAAUUUUAUCUUAUCGAUACAUUUUACGCCGAUAUCUGUCUAUUAAUCUGCGAAAUGUCAAUUCAUGUUUGUGCUACACACAAUUUAUUACUAGUACUCAAGCGCAUAUUUAAGUUAUUUAAACGUCUAAAAAAAGAUAAUGUACGGAGUAUAAUAUGUAUAAUGAAUUUUUGUUUGAUUGAAAAUUCUUUAAUUUAGCGUUCCUAAACGUUAAGACUGGAAUUGCACAAAAAAAAAAAAAAACGACAAAUACUUUUGAAAUUUUAUAUCGAAAUCAAAUUAAUUUCGCGAUCUAAAGAGUUUAUUUAUCAAAAGUAAAAAUCUCUCCUUGUUUAGAAUUGAAAGUUACAUUUACGUUUCUAAGUAAACUGAUAAAUUUCAGUCAGGAUCAAUCGUGGCCAGCAUCCUGAAAAUGUAGUGAGAUUUUAGCUGUGUUAUUCAAUACUUAGUAUACGAACUAUUUCAGACAGUAUAUCGCAUACAUAAAGGCUAUAUGUAUGUAUUUUUAGGAUAUUGCCCAGCACUGAGAUUAUAAUCGAAACUUCCGAAUCGGUAAUAACGAUCUCACGCUGACAACACCCGUCGCUUUUCCAUGGGACGCAUGGGACGUAUCUCGAGUUAUUCGUGACAUGUAUAUCAAAAAAAGUGUAUUUUCAUAAGAAGAGGGCACAAAAUGUAGGUCCUUUCUUCAAGAGAGCACUCGUCGGACCAAUACAUAUGUACAUAUAAAAAAUGAUAAAAAUGGAAAAAAAAAAAGAAAAAGACGUUCCGUGGCGCUUCUAAAGUGCAAAAUACGUCUGCAAAAAAUGCUAUACUUAUCAUGCGCGACAAACGAAUAUUCGUUAUACGUAAAGAUACGCGUGAGAUGCACACUUCUUUAUUCAUUUUUCUACAUUGCUUUUUGUUUUUAUAACCCACUCUAUAUACAAAUCUUCUUAAUCCUCUAAUUACCGGAUAGAAUUUCGACGAUUUCGUUUCUUGAGCACAAAAGUUUCUUUUAUUAAUUAUUUAAAAAAUAAUUUUUUAUUUUUAUGAAACAUGAUGAGUUAAAUCGAUAAGUUACACAGAAUCCGUAUUUGUAUCAGAUUUCAAUUGCGAUAGGUUUGACUGAAUUCGUCUUUGAGAUGAUUGAUAUCAAAAGUUCGAGAAUAUAAUAUUGACACUGUUCUACUUUUCUUCUGUUCCGUGACUAAAAUAGACACGCGCUACUUUAUUUUAGUUCUACAGCUGAUAUUCCGUCGCAUAAUGUCCUUGAUUAUUUCCGGUAGUUGGAAGAUCGAUUAUCAUUGUAAUAGAGAUAUCGCAUCACUUCGUGAUUCAUUCUCCAUUUUGCAUUACGAUAUCAGAGAUCAAUCGAUUCUACAUUGAUGAUAUGAUUUGACGUAAGAUUGAUUUUACCGUAGUAAAUUUGUAAAAAAUUGGACGAAAGGGUUUGUUACCCUGAUUUUAACAUGUUGAGGACGCGAGAUCGUGAUAGGCUAACGUCAUCAAUCGCAGGCAAGGGAAAAGAAUGACUCAUGUCACACGCGGGGACGUUUAAUCUCGAAAUUCAUUAUAUAAAAACAACUUGUGUAUAUGAAAUAUAAUCAUUAAGAGAAUCAAAAGACGUAUUGAGCUAUGAGACGCGCUCUUUUACGUAAAAUACAAUUCAAGUUACCGCUUACAGAUUUCACGAUGAUUAUUAUGAGCAUUGAUGAGAUUGCAAGCAGUUAAGAAUGAAUAAUUUUUACGUUACGCGAACUCAUUUGAAUAAUAAUAGUUGAAUUAAUAACUCGCAAAUCGCAAUAACGUUCAGCUGAAAAUACUGCGUGUGUAAUAUUCGAAAUUAUUUGCUAAAUCAAUUACGUUCAAUUAUUUGCUUAGCACUCGCGCAUAUUACUAUCUCAGCUGAACACGACCAAUAUUUAUAAUGAUAUCAUUAGGAGAUAUACACAAUUGACUUCUCUUGCUAUUUAUAAAAAUUACAAGUAUUUUUUUUCAAUAAAAAUUUCUAAAAACAUUAAAAUUGGCGAAUUACGAUUGUAAAACGACAUAUGUUUUUAUAUUUUAUUAUAAUUACUAAUAAAAUAUAAUUGCACUCUGAUGUUAUGAGAUGUAACGAUUAUGUUCUGAGUUAAUUUUCAAUUGAUAAAAUAUUGGCAAAUAGUCAUAUGAAAAAUAUCAAAUAUUUUGAUCUUGUGACAACAAAAUAUUCGUCUUAAAUAAUAUGUAAAGAAACAUAGAACAAAUCUGUAAUAUUAUAAGGGAGAUAGUUUCUCAACUAUCUCACAUUAUUCAAAUUGUUUAUAAAGAUUUCAUUAACUACAUAUUCUUAACGUUACAUGCAACAUGUAUCUAUAUAUAAACGAAUAUUUUGACAAUGUAUUUUGAUAAUGAAAAUAUUAUCACGAUGCAUAUAUUUUACGAGUUUCCGUAAAAAAAAAAUGUAUCAUAUGUGAAAAUUGGCUGUUCAGAUUUACAUCUGUGAUUUUAUUUUUUAUUAUAUUAAUUUACAUUAACAAUGUCAUUAUUCUUUUAAGAAAUUUUAUUUGAGAUUGAGAGCACAAAGCUAAUAUUUAUUUUUAUUUCGUCAAGAAACGAAUGAUGAAAAUUUUUUCAUCAAUAUUUUCACAUCAAUUUGACUUAUUGUUAACAUUAGUGAUCCAUAUCUUGUGAUUAAAUGUUAUAUUUACUAUUGCUUCCAAGACAACGAUAUUCUCUGCAAAUAUAUUCUGUCACUACCUUUUAUAAUCUUAUGGUGCGGAAGAAGCAUAGUUGUUACAGAUAAUAAUAAACGUGGGCGAUAAAAGGCGAGAAUCUAUAAAUAAAUUACGGUUUUCAUUACUUUGUACAUACAUUUUACUUUUUGUUAUAAAUUGCUUUCAUCCGCCUAUUACAGUAUUAGAUUUUCUCAUAUUUUUAUUAUCUGAGCCAUUUAUGUAGAGAGAAAUUAGCUUUCAAAGAAAUCGAUAUAUAUUUAAUGUUACAUUGUGUAUUGUGUAAUAUAUAACAAUAAAUUAUAUAAAAUAUUAUUUGUAUUUGUUGACGCGUUUGUUAAUUUACGAGACUUACAUCCCGUAGUCUUUUUGUUUGCGAAGUAUAGAUUCAUAGAGGAACUCUUCCGCACUCUUCUCAAAUUCUAUUGUCAAUGAAAAUUUUAUUAAUCGUUUAUAGUACAUUAUCCGUGCCAUUUCAUUAAGUAUAUUGAUUGUUAUAGCGAAAAAGAAAAAUAAGUGAGUCAUCUUCACUUUACUCUAGCUAAAUUUUUCAAUUUCUAUUACAUACAAUUUUCAUUAAAACAUUAUCGAAAAGAUUGCUUUGAUAUGAAAUGCGCAUAUAUAAGCGAAUAAUUUAUUUUAAUUUUUCCAAUAGAUAACAUGAUGUAAUUUAAUUAAAAACUAUAUAUGCUAAAUAUUAUCCAAUGCAAAUACGCGGUGUAAUCCUUUUGUUACUUUAAUUUUAUUUAUACUUUUUCUUCUCACUAUAGUGAAAAAUUUGUUGAAAUAUUUCAUCAAACUCUUCCUGUAUGUAGAUUGAUUUAUGUAUACCUGUCAAUGACGCUGCUCUCUUGUGCUUGAAUACGAAUCAGCGAUGUUAACGUAACUAUUAGUCAUAACAUUAAAUAACAAAUAUCACUCAGUGUUAAAUUAAAUUAACGUCGAAUUAUGAAUUAUAAGACAACUGUGCGAUAAGGAUAUGCUUUUUAAAUACCGUGAUGAUGCGCGAGAAUUGAUUAUAUAUAAAGGAUGGAUUCUUUGGUGUCUUCGAUUCAUGUUGAUGUUAAAUUAUUUUUAAAAUUUACGAACACAAUUUUUAAAUUAUGCUUAAAAAAGGCGAGAAAAGAAAUACAUAGAGCUGCUCUUGGGAAUAUUUCAAGACGUGCUUUUUCUAAUAGUACAUUAUACAUUUUAUUUAUACUAUGUCGUAACUUAUACAACGAUAUGUUUCUGUAUUUUAAUGAUUGAAAUUAUGAAAUAAGGAAUAAAAUCUAACGUGAUUUUUACAUAUAGAGAUUUACAUUCGUUGUAUAUUUUUGAUGCAUUAUUUUUCUGUAUAGAUUUAUAUAUAUAUAUAUAUACAAUUGGCGUUUUGUGUCAUAUUUCGCAUAAAAUUGGAUUUUAUCAGACUUCUUAAAAUAUUAUUAAAUAAUACUCGUAAAACAUGUUUUUUUUUAUAUCGAAAAAUAAAUGCAUUUUUAAUCAUAUCUUUAUUUGCGAUAAAUUAAGAACGAGAAAUCCAUUGCAAUAAAAAAAGUAUUAACCCUGGUAGCGAAUUCAAUUGGCAGAAAAAAAAUAAUUAUAAUCUUGCAAAAAUAAUUUUAAUCUUGCAUCGGCUGUGCAAUUAUAAUCGAAUAUAUUGUUAUUUUAUUUUUUUAUUCCUUUAUUAUGUAUGUAAAAGUUCUUGAUUUUAUUGCACAGGUCCGUUUUAAUAACAUUUCUGCUCGUUUUAUAUUUAGAGUAUAAAAAUGAAUCCAUAUACUUAAACGGCGAAAAAAGAAAAGAAACGAAGUAUAAUAAUGUAACUAAAAGAAAUAAAAGUUGAACAAUUUUAUUUAUUUCACGAUUUUGCUUAUGAGAUUGUUUGAUUUUUCGUUCUCAAUUGAGUAUACAUAUAAUGAUAUCAAUUAUUCAACUGAUCAUAGGGACACAUGGAAUAAUCUUGAAACACUAUACCCGUCAAUGUUAGAUAGUUCGUCUUUGUCAUGUUAAUUAAUUAUCAUGUCAGAUAUAAUUGUCAUAUCAGAGAAGAACGCGAUACGCAUCGCAUACUCUAACAUUCUCAUACAAUUUAGCGAGUAGCUCUGUACGUAUCUUCCCGAUAUAUUCUAUCAGCAAAUUUAAAUGAUCGAACCGUGUGGAACUAUUGGUGGUGGCAUCCUUACUAAAUCUCUCUUCUACAGAAAUAUAUACAGGGUCGUCCUAGGAAAUAUUACCACUUUCUGAAACGUAUUAUUCAUUGGAGAGAGAAAUAGAUAUUUAUUGAUAUAUACCUUUUGUGUAAUAUGUAUAAAAAUCUUUAAUCUUUUAUUAAGUCCGAAGAAACAAUAUUAAACGUUUAAACAAUUGAUGUUUCAUGAUGAUUGGAUGAUUAUGAGCGAGAGGGAUUAAAUUCGAGAGUGUUUCUCGUUUCAAUGAACAAUAUCGUGAGUGAAGUGGCAAUGUUUUAUCGGAAGGCACUAAGUUUCAUUCCUAACACUAUAAAACCUGGCUCCUGAUCCGACUACUUUAAACGCUCUAUCGUGCCGUGUGAUCGACUUCGUACUUGUGAUAGCCCCGGUUAAGCACAGCCCUGGCUCGUACAUUUUAUACCCUCGCGUCGCCUGGCACGAGUAACACGUGAUGUAAUUAAACCUGACUUUCGGUUGGGGGUCGAUCGAGGGAAGGUAUAAGAGGAGCGGCAAAUAAAAAAGCAUUCGAGCUUUCGAAUUUAGCAAUCGGUUUAACGAUUCGACCAUAAAAAAGAACAACCGUAACGAAGGUACGACACCUAAAACGAAGACAAGGAAACUUGAUGAAGCAAGGAGAGGGAGGGGAAUUAAAUUGACGAUGCUCGCGUCGCUCGACAUUGCGCCUGUACCAUUUUGCUUCUUUAGCAGAGUACAAUGCCAUUUAUUUUUGUAAUACGUUUACGUAGGAUAGCUCUCUUAUUUUUAUAGAGGUUUACCAUGCUACCGUAAGUCUUAUAGAGGCCUGCGUAAUAAAGUAGUGUAGAAAUUUUUGGUGCCGCGGAGUUUUCACGGCGUGGAAGAUAUACAUAUACAUAUAUAUAUAU